Messenger RNA from Torulaspora globosa, 2406 nucleotides. RefSeq names its product oligopeptide transporter OPT1 (gene OPT1). NCBI's taxonomy places the organism in Eukaryota, Fungi, Ascomycota, Saccharomycetes, Saccharomycetales, Saccharomycetaceae. The record is from RefSeq and is a predicted model, not a curated record. The transcript has a single exon. Gene Ontology annotation, biological process: transmembrane transport. Gene Ontology annotation, molecular function: oligopeptide transmembrane transporter activity. The coding region runs from base 1 to 2406 and encodes 801 amino acids.
AUGGGGAAAGUGGAGGACGUCUCAGCAAAUGAAGAAUGUGUCGUUAUAGCGACUGUUGCUGAUAGCAAUUCAUCCAAGUUUAGCGGGAUUGAGACGGGAGUCGUAUCUCAAGUUGUAGGGAAUCUGGAGAAGGAGGGGAUAGAGGCUGUCGAGGUCAGCCUCAGCGAGCGGGAGGAAGCAGGGCUCGAUGAUGUGGACGUUGCUGAAUAUGUUAUCGAUGACACAGUAUGGGAAGGAGAUCCAAGUCAGAUGGCCAACUCGCCAUACCCGGAUGUGAGAGAUGCGGUACCGGUCGGAGAUGACCCCGGCAUAGUUUUAAACCACUGGAGGACGUGGUUUUUGACAACGGUGUUUGUUGUGGUGUUUGCGGGUGUGAAUCAGUUUUUUUCUUUGAGGUAUCCGACUCUGGAGAUCAGUUUUCUAGUGGCGCAGGUAGUGUGCUUCCCUAUAGGUAAGGCGCUAGCCUUACUGCCAGAUUGGAAGUGUAAGAGGUGCUCAUUUUUCAACUUGAACCCAGGGCCUUUCACCAAGAAAGAGCAUGCGGUUGUGACGAUUGCUGUUGCGUUGACGUCUUCGACCGCUUAUGCUUGUUAUAUCUUGAAUGCGCAAGUGAGUUUUUAUCACAUGAAUUUGAACGCUGGCUACCAGCUGUUGCUGGUAUGGACUUCCCAGAUGAUAGGCUACGGCGCCGCAGGCUUGACGAGAAGAUGGAUCGUUAACCCUGCAAGCUGCAUAUGGCCGCAGACUCUGAUUUCGGUGUCGAUGUUCGAUUCUCUUCACUCUAGAUCUGUCGAGAAGACAAUUGCGAACGGCUGGAGAAUUUCGCGCUACAGGCUGUUUUUCUACGUUUUGAUUGGAAGUUUCCUAUGGUACUGGGUCCCAGGCUUCUUGUUUAAGGGUCUGUCAUACUUCAACAUAGUGCUUUGGGGCCCUAAAACUAGGCACAAUUUUGUCGUCAAUGCCCUUUUCGGUGUUAACAGUGGUAUUGGGCUGCUUCCGCUGAGCUUCGAUUACACUCAAGUCUCUCAAGCUAUGUCGGGAUCAGUGUUUGCUACUCCGUUCUGGGUAUCCGCUAACACGUAUGCAGCUGUUGGGCUUUUCUUUAUGAUCAUUUUACCAAUUUUGUAUUUUACCAAUACCUGGUAUGCAAAGUACAUGCCUGUCAUAUCAGGUUCCACUUUCGACAACACGCAAUCGAAAUACAACGUGCAAAAGAUUUUGAACCCUGAUUUUUCGAUCAACCUUGAAAAAUACAAGAGUUAUUCUCCGAUGUUUGUGCCUUUUUCAUACUUACUAAAUUAUGCUUUGAAUUUUGCUGCCGUGGUGGCCGUCUUCGUUCACUGCUUUCUUUAUCAUGGUAAAGAUAUCGUUCGCAGAUUGAAAGAUGAGAAUUUUGGUGGUAUGGACAUUCACAGAAGAAUAUACACGCAAAACUACAAAGAUUGCCCUGAUUGGUGGUAUAUUGUACUGCAAGUCAUAACACUCGGAUUGGGUUUCGCCACUGUUUGUGGGUUUGACACGCAUUUUCCACCUUGGGCUUUUGUUAUUGCCUUACUGAUUUCAUUCGCAAACUUUGUUCCACAAGGUAUAUUAGAAGCUAUUACGAAUCAACAUGUCGGACUUAACAUCAUAACUGAGCUGAUCUGUGGUUAUAUGCUUCCAUUGAAGCCAAUGGCUAACCUUCUAUUCAAGCUGUAUGGUUUCAUCGUUAUGAGACAAGGGUUGAAUUUGAGCAGAGACCUUAAACUGGCUUUGUAUAUGAAAGUUCCACCAAGGUUGAUUUUUGCUAUCCAAAUCUACGCGACCAUAAUCUCUGGAAUGGUGAACGUCGGCGUUCAGGAAUGGAUGAGAUUCAAUAUCAAGGGAUUCUGCGAUUCUGAUCAACCGGACGGGUUUAUUUGUGCAAACGGCAGAACCGUUUUCAACGCUUCCAUUAUAUGGUCAUUGCCUCAGUAUCUAUUCAGUCCUGGAAGGAUAUACAACCCUCUAAUGUGGUUUUUCCUGAUUGGGCUUGUAUCCCCAAUCAUCAUUUUCUUUCUACAGAAAAGACUUCCCAAGGUGAAUUUUUUGAAGUAUAUCCAUACACCAGUUUUUUUCACUGGUUCUAACAGCAUUCCUCCAAGCACGCCAUACAACUAUUCACUGUUUUUUGGAAUGUCCUUCGUUCUUUUUACGAUUAGAAGAAGAUGGCCUGCAUGGUUUUCGAAGUACAAUUUCGUAACAGGCGCUGGUGUUGAAGCUGGUGUUGCGAUAGCAGUUGUCAUCAUAUUUUUGUGCGUUCAAUAUCCCGGUGGCAAUCUGGCCUGGUGGGGAAAUUCCGUUUAUAAAAACACCUACGAUUUCGAGUCGCGGAAGUUUUAUACUCUGGCGAAAGGUGAAACCUUCGGCUAUGAUAAAUGGUGGUAA